CUGUGAAACGAUGCACACCCAGUCAAUGCCUCGUUUUCACGGCGCGGCUUAAAAUGGCGCCCUCACUACGCAACAAACCCUGAUCUGAUUGGUUCCCCGCGACUGUUUGAGGGUUUUUAUUGGUUUCUGGUAGUUUAUUUUGAUACGGGAGGAUUUAGAAGCUGCUGUGCUGCGUCUGGGAACAGCUGACACCUCACUAAGGGUUACCAUGGGUGACCAAGCGGCAGAUGAAGCGGAGCAGGGAGCAGCAGGAGGAAGGUGUCUCAGUGAAGCCCAGACACAGGUGUUGGACAGGUGUCUGCACGCGCUCAGGCACGCGAAGAAUGACAGCCAGACGUUAGCGGCUCUGCUGCUGAUAACGCGGCUGUGCCCGGCCAGCCAGCUGGACCCGGCCACCAUGCGGCGGGUGUUUGAGGCGGUGGGCCCGGCCCUCCCGGCCCGGCUGCUGGUCACGGCCCUGCGGGACCCCGGGGGGGCGGGACUUCCUCCCCAGGAGCUGCUGUCUCUGGGCGCCGCCCUGCUGGCCGCCCUCAGCACCGACCCCAACAUGGCCGCCCGGCCCCAGCUGCUCGCCACCGUGCCGCUGCUGCUGGGCCUGCUGGCCGACGGGCCGGGAUCGCAGCAGCAGAACCGGGCCGAGGCGGGUCCGGAGGCCCGCCCCAGAGGGAGCGGCGGAGAGGGGGAGGAGAGCAGGAGGUCAGAGGUCAAGUCUCUGGACCAAGCCGUGGUGGCGGACUGCUUCCAGGUUCUGACGGCCGUGUUAGGGCUCCUCCGGGGCCCGGAGCGGCUCCUGGCCCGGGGCGCGGUGCCGGCCCUGUGCCGGGCCGCGGGUCAGAACCGCUGCCACCAGAGGGCGCUGUCGCUGCUGGGCUGCCUGCUGUCCAAAACCAGAGAGGAAGCCUGGCGCAGACACCCGGCAGAACUCCUCUCUCUGCUCCUCAGGCUCUGCUCUGAGUUCUGCCGGGCCUCGGACCCGACCCGGCUGCAGAUGUGCGCCCAGCUGGUGCGGUUCCUGCCGCCGCCAGAGGCGGCGCAGCAGAGCGCGGAGCUGAGGGAGGCGGUGGGCCGAGUGUGGGCGGCGCUGAGACCCACGCUGCAGGCCAAGCUCACGCCCAAGCAGAUCGGGCCGGUUCUGGUUCUGAGCGCCUGCUUACUGGACCUGUACGGCUGGGAGUCGGUGGGUCCGGCCCGGUUCUGCUGCCUGCUGGUGAACCGGGCCUGCGUGGAGGUCCGGAUGGGCCUGGAAGAACCGCCUGGGAACGAUCCGAGUCCAGAGCUGCAGAACACGCUGACAGGAUGCUACCGCAUCAUGGAGGCGGCCAUGGAGCAGGCCUGCACCGCCGGCGACGCGGCGCCGCCUCACCGCUCCGCUCUGAGCGCGCUCAGUCUGCAGCAGAGCCGCCAGGUUCUGGAGGUUCUGCAGGAGGCCUUCUCCGCCGUCAUCUUCUACCUGCAGCAGGUGGCGCCUGACCGCUUCUCCGACCCGUUUGUGCUGGCGACGUUCCGGGCGCUCUGCGCCUGGCUGGCCGAGGAGACUUCCUGUCUGAAAGAGGAAGUGACCGCGCUGCUGCCCUUCCUGAUUGGCUACGCCCGGCGCCACCUGCAGGAGGGAGCUGCCGAGCCGAGCCUCUCUGAUUGGACGGCCCGACUGUCUGUCAGCGAGGGGGGCGGGGCUUGGACGGGCACCGGGGCUCUCAGGUACCUGCUGCCCGCCCUGUGCCACCUGUCGGCUGAGGACGCCCCCAGGAAGGUGCUGCUCAGCGUGGAUGCCCCGGCGCUGCUGGUGGACUUCCUGGUCCGGACCUGGACCGACCUGAGGGGGCGGAGCCAGACGGCGCUUCCCAGAGACCCCAGCAUGGAGACGGCGUGCUCCGCCCUCCUGAACGUGACGGUGACGGAGCCGGACAGAGUCAGGAAGGAUCCAUGUUUCAGAACCCUGGAGGCCCACCUGAGUGAAGCACUUCCUGUUCUGAUGAAUAAGCCCCGCCUCCUGGUCCUAGCAGCCAAUUACUGCACUCUGGGGCUGAUGAUUGGCCGGUUAAAGGCUCCAACUGGAGGUCCGGUGGAUUCGGGCCAGAGACGUUUCUUCUCUGUAACCCUGCGGUUCCUGCGCGGUGCCCUCCGCCCCGGUUCCGGUUCUGGUCCGGUCCAGGUGAGCGCGGACUGGGAGGAGAGCUGGGACGAGGCGGCGGAGCUGUGGCGUCUGUCCCUGCAGGCGCUGGGCGGCUGCGUCCGGGUUCAGCCGUGGCUCUCCGGCCUGAUCCGGGACGAAGGCUGGCUGCGGCACACCGUGGGCGUCCUGACGCAGAGCGGCGCCGCGCCAGAGCGCCACAGCCAGGAGGCGCUGGAGGAGGCGCUGUGCGCCGUGGCGGAGCGCUGCCCGGACUGCCGGCGGGACGUCCGGGACGCCAUGAGCAGCGGCGGCGCUCUGGGCCACAUGAAGAGGCUGAAGGCGGCGGUGGGACUUAAAGAUUAAAGGAGGUUCUGCUGAA
Molecule: messenger RNA, 2492 nt
Organism: Poecilia reticulata (guppy)
Lineage: Eukaryota; Metazoa; Chordata; Actinopteri; Cyprinodontiformes; Poeciliidae
Gene: ncdn
Product: neurochondrin
Biological process (GO): neuron projection development; regulation of neuronal synaptic plasticity
Cellular component (GO): dendrite
Source: RefSeq, a predicted model, not a curated record